AUGACAGAAUGGAAGCAUUUGAUAACAGAAUGGUUGAAUGAAUAUGCUUCACUACAAGAGAAUGAAAUAAAAAGUUUUGCAGCUGAACAUGAGCACAACCAUGAAAUAGCCACAGCUAUAUUCAAUUUAUUAUACACUGAAGAUGAUACUGAAGCUCGCAUUCGGGACACCAAGUCUGAUAGUGACUCCCAAUAUGAACAGAUGUUAGAAAAUGUUUGUACACAACUGUUCAGCUUCUACAGAUCAAAAGAGGUGGAACUUCAAAGAUUUACACUACAGUUUGUACCUACUCUUAUUUACAGUUAUUUAAGUUCUGUUGCUCAAGGUAACAAGAACACAUACCGCUGUAUUGAAACAUUACUUAUAGGACUGUACAACUUUGAGGUGGUUGAUGAAAAUGGUAAACCCAAAGUGGUUUCCUUCAGAUUACCAUCACUGGCCCAAUCAUCUAUUUAUCAUGAGCCAUUGUCAUUGGGACCACAAUUUUUAACAGAAAGUGCUCUGCGCCGAUGGGAGGAGUGCAAUACGAAGCUCGUGAGUUGGGGACCGAUGGCACAAGUAGAAGCUAUAAAUGCACAGAACCGAUUGAAAGUGAUGGCACUAUUCUUUAUCUAUAACCGGCAGUUGAGCUUAUUGCCGAAGUUGGCUUUGAGACAUUUUUGCAUUGCAGCAUCACGAAUCGUAACUCAAGGAUUUGAAAAAAAAAUUGGUCCUGCAUCGAGUCACAGGCCUGUGCCAAGGAUACCUAUGUCACCUAACUUUCUAAUAGAAAUGGUGGAGAGCGCUUACUUUGCGAUGUUUAAUGAAUUCUACACACUGGCGCUGCAGGCUGUUAAAGACAUCGACAAAAGAGCGCAGUACGAACUGUUCCCCGACGUGAUGCUUGUCACGAGCGCUGUCAUCAACUCAUUGAAAAAUAAUGCCUCAGGGCAACCGUGUGACGGCCCUAUGGGUAUCAGCGUGGCAUUGUCUCCGGCCACUACUACGGUCACCAUGUCUAAAUCUAUGAUAACUAAUGCAUCAUUCCGUACCAAGAAACUACCCGAUGACAUUCCUAUACAAGCUGGCCAGGUGAUACCCACCGAGUCCACCGAUAUGCUUUCUUCAAUCACAGAGGAAGGCGAAGCAGAAAUCGUUCCCAUACAACGUGGUGGUGUGGCUCGUAACUCUAAACCUAAACUCAGUUCAUUCCCAGUGCUAGGAAAAAAAACCAAAGAGGCUAAAGAUAAAAACGCAACGAGCGAUAAGAAAGUUACUUUGAAAGAAUCUUCUAAAGGUAUUUGGAAUACGCUUAGUGGCGGAGGUGGCGACAAUGUCGACGGACAGCAGAAGGUAGCGGACAACUCUGGAGAUGCUAAUGGUAGCAUGAAAGAUGACAAAAUCUCUAUGUCUUCUAUGCACAAUAGCACUGACACCUCUGAGACUCGGUCGCAAAUUACGACCGAUUCUUUAGACACCGAGAUUGCGCCCCGAUUCACGGGAAUGCAAGUCAGUUCUGUUUAGGUGUCAAUAUGCGGCCAUAUGCUGCGAAUGAAACUACUUCAUAACAUAAUGUUAAAGUGAGGGUGAAAGGUUGAUAAUACUCUAUUAAAUUGGUAUAGGUUUAAUACUUUAGCAAUGUCAUUGAUUGUUUAUAUGGGCAAAAGUUUAUCAAUUAUCUACUCAUUAAACUUGUUAUAAAGUCACA
This is a messenger RNA of Manduca sexta (tobacco hornworm), 1687 nucleotides long. RefSeq names its product hyccin. The record is from RefSeq and is a predicted model, not a curated record. Lineage: Eukaryota; Metazoa; Arthropoda; Insecta; Lepidoptera; Sphingidae. Gene Ontology annotation, biological process: protein localization to plasma membrane; phosphatidylinositol phosphate biosynthetic process. Gene Ontology annotation, cellular component: plasma membrane.